Messenger RNA from Wallemia ichthyophaga EXF-994, 1191 nucleotides. RefSeq names its product Histidinol-phosphate aminotransferase. The coding region runs from base 1 to 1191 and encodes 396 amino acids. Gene Ontology annotation, biological process: L-histidine biosynthetic process. Gene Ontology annotation, molecular function: L-histidinol-phosphate:2-oxoglutarate transaminase activity; pyridoxal phosphate binding. NCBI's taxonomy places the organism in Eukaryota, Fungi, Basidiomycota, Wallemiomycetes, Wallemiales, Wallemiaceae. The transcript has 2 exons. The record is from RefSeq and is a predicted model, not a curated record.
AUGUCUAGCCCUAAAAUUCGUGGCUUGAAUCUUGACGUUUUACCUCAGAAUUAUCCCCAGCCAAGCCACUUUAACAUAGAAAAUGUUAUAAGGAAUAAUAUUUUAUCUUUGGAACCAUAUCGCUGUGCUCGCGAUGAUUACGAUCAAGGUAUCCUUCUAGACGCAAACGAAAAUUCACUUGGCUCAACGGUUCAGGCGGAUCAAGAGCAGGAAUUACACAGAUACCCUUCACCUUCUCACCCAGCGAUUAAGGAGUCAGUCACAAGGCUUAGAUCUUUGCCUUCGAUCGAUUACGUUUUCUUGGGCGUCGGUUCUGAUGAGGUUAUUGAUCUCCUUUAUCGUGUUUGCUGUACUCCAUCUCAAGAUAAGGCCUUGACUUGUCCACCAACUUACGGCAUGUAUGGCGUUUGCGCUGUUAUAAACGAUGUUCAAGUCGAGAAAAUACCUUUAGAUGUCAACCAAGGUAGAUUUCAACUUGACGUUGGUCGUAUUCAGGAUGCUUAUGCGAAAGAUGUCGACAAUAAGCUGAAAUUAACCUUCAUUUGCUCACCAGGUAAUCCAACUGGGAGUCUCAUCAACCUCAAAGACAUAAUCACACUCCUUGAAGACGAGAACAAUAACGGUUUAAUCGUAGUUGAUGAGGCAUACAUCGAUUUCAGUGAUAAUGAUGCAUCUGCUGUGCAAUUAGUCGAAAAGUACAGCAACUUGAUAGUGAUGCAAACACUUUCAAAGAGCUUCGGUCUGGCUGGGAUCAGACUUGGCAUUGCAAUUGCUCAACCACCGCUUAUUCAAGUACUAUCAAACACAAAAGCACCUUACAACAUAUCAACUCCUACAGCCAAGCUAGCUGAGGAAGCUCUUAGCGAGAAGGGAGUUGGGAAUAUGAAAUCAUUUGUCGCAGAGUUGAAGAAGAACAGAGAUUUCUUGAUUAGUGAGUUGAGCUCAUUCAAAAACGUAGAUAGAGUGAUAGGCUCAAACGACGCCAACUUUGUUAUGCUUCCAAUAUUGAAUGAUGAAGGUAAAAAGGACAAUGAAAAGGCUAAGUACAUCUACAAGCACCUGGCUGAAACAGAUAAGAUUGUGGUGAGAUAUAGAGGAUCAGAAAUCGGAUGUGAAGGGUGCCUGAGAAUAUCGAUUGGUACAAAGACAGAAUGUGUAGAGCUGCUUGAGAAGCUCAAGAAGUUACUGUAA